CUGAGAUCCCUGAGGUGGGACUGGGAUCCCUGAGGUGGGACUGGGAUCCAUGGCACUGGGAUCUGUGGGCUGCCGUGCUGGGAGAGGGUGCUGAACCACACCAACUCCAGGCUUGCCUUAGUAAGCAAUAAUUUCCUGAGAACUGAGGUGCUUUAUGCUCCACUUUAAAGCUGAAUUGUCAAACUAAAGGUUAUGGCAAACUACACACAUUUCAAUGGCAAGACUUGAACUGUUUCCAAAAGUUUUAUUUUUGGGGUUUGGGUAUUUUAAGUUGCAUAUGUUUUUGUUAUGUCACAGUCUUCUGGAGCAUGACCAUUUACACACAAGACUAAGUUCACUGUCUGGCAAGGAGAGUAAUUUUUACAUGUUGUCUUAUUUGUCUUCAUGUCAACAUCUUCCAGGAGGGUUAAACAUAGUUGUCUCUGAGAGGUUUUGGCCACUCUUUUGAUUGUGGAGUUGGUGUGGAGAUGCCUCUGCAGGGAGGACAGAUGGAGAAGUAGACUACCAGAAGAUGCCAACACACAAGAGUCUCCUGCCAGACAGUGCCCAAGAACAAGAGUCUGCCACUACUUCAAGCAAUGAUUGCCUGCAUAAUGAUGAGAACUCGGGAACUGAGCAGGAAAAUGGCAUUUGUGACAAUGGUGUGGGUAAUAGUGUUGGAAUUCCCAACUCUGACUGCCAGGCUUCCACUUCCAUGGCUGUUCCUUUGGAGGCACCUAGAAGAACACAUCCCCUUUUGCAGAUCAACAGGCAGCAGAUUCAGUCUGUCUCAUGUAGUGCACAUGCUGCCGAGCUCAAAGAUUUAGGAGUUGAUGUCUAUGACCAGGACGUGUUGGAGCAAGGAGUUCUUCAGCAAGUAGAUAAUGCAAUUAACGAAGCGAAUAAAGCAGCAAAAAUAGCUAAUGCAUCAAAAGAGUAUGAGUCAGUACUGGAGGAUUUAAGAUCAUGUACAACAUCUCUGAGGCAUAUAAAUAAAAUUAUUGAGGAACUUUCACCUCAAGCUGCUGACAACAAAAAUGUUAACAGAAAACUAGAUUCUGUAAAACGGCAGAAAUAUAACAAGGAGCAACAGCUGAAGAAGAUAAAAGCAAAACAAAAACGUCUUCAAGGAAUACUUGGUUUAACAGAGUUUGCUGAUGAAGCAAAUGAGAUUGAAUAUGAGGAAGAUGAAGAACCUGGUCCAUCAUCCCUUGGCAGUAUGCUUAUGCCUGCUCAGGAAACAGAGUGGGCAGAGCUCAUUCGAACUGGUCAGAUGACUCCAUUUGGAACAAAAAUACCUCAGAAGCCAGAGAGGAAGGCACGACAGUUAAGAUUAAAUGAGGCAUCUGAUUUUGAGAAGUAUUUAGCAGACCAAGCUAAGCUGUCAUCUGAAAGAAGGAAGUUAUCCCGUCACAGAGGAGCAAAGAAGAAAGCACAGGCCAAAAAUGUUCAGUGUGUGGCUCCUGCAGCUGCCACAAAGGAAAAAAGUGGUAAAGCCCUCUCAAAGACAGAUAAGCGCUUAAAAAAACACUUGAGAGAGCUUCAGAAGCACGCCCUUCAGAUUCAUUCAAAGGCCAGGAUUCCAAAGGAGAAGAAAUAUCCUGAGGCCAAGAAGUUCAGACAUGAACAAGAGGAUGAUAGUGGGGAAUCUGAGUAUGUACCUGAUGAGGAGCUCUUUGAUCCAGAAGCAGCAGAAGAGGAAGAACAGUCAUCCUCUCUUGAUGAGAAUGAUUCUGAUUAUGAACUUAAGAGUUUAUCAAGAAAAAGAAAACAUCUGGUGAAGAAGGGUUUUAAAGAAGAUGAAAAUGAUGCUGACUUUGUUCCAAGCUCUGAGGAAGAAGAGCAUACACCAGGGAAGCACAAAGUGAGACGAUGGAGAGAUGAUGGAGAUGUGGACUAUUAUAAACAGAGACUAAGGAAGUGGCAAAAAGAACGUUUGAAGGACAAAGAACAUCAAACAGCUGAAGAGCUUUCUGAAGAAAGUGACGUUGAAUUUGAAGAGGGUUUCAAAGUACCAGGAUUUCUCUUCAAAAAGCUUUUUAAGUACCAGCAGACAGGUGUUAGGUGGCUUUGGGAAUUGCACUGCCAGCAGGCAGGAGGAAUUCUGGGAGAUGAGAUGGGAUUGGGCAAGACCAUUCAGAUAAUUGCCUUCUUGGCAGGUCUGAGCUACAGCAAUAUGAGGACUCGUGGUUCAAAUUACAGGUACCAGGGAUUGGGUCCAACAGUGAUUGUUUGUCCGGCUACUGUGUUGCAUCAGUGGGUAAAAGAAUUCCACACUUGGUGGCCUCCAUUUAGAGUUGCUGUGCUCCAUGAAACUGGUUCUUAUACAAAGAGUAAGGUGAAACUAAUUCAUGAAAUCGCUUCAUGCCAUGGAAUUUUAAUUACAUCUUACUCAUACAUUCGACUGAUGCAGGACAACAUCCACACCUAUGAUUGGCAUUAUGUCAUUCUGGAUGAGGGUCACAAAAUCCGAAAUCCAAAUGCUGCAGUCACACUUGCAUGCAAGCAGUUCCGCACACCCCAUCGAAUCAUCUUGUCUGGCUCCCCUAUGCAAAAUAACCUAAAGGAGCUCUGGUCCCUCUUUGACUUUAUAUUCCCAGGAAAAUUGGGAACACUGCCUGUGUUCAUGGAGCAGUUUUCUGUCCCGAUAACCAUGGGAGGAUAUUGCAAUGCCUCUCCUGUCCAGGUAAAAACUGCUUACAAAUGUGCCUGCGUGUUACGGGAUACCAUAAACCCCUACUUGCUGCGAAGAAUGAAAGCUGAUGUAAAAAUGAGCCUUUCACUUCCAGAUAAAAAUGAACAGGUCCUCUUUUGCCGUUUGACAGAGGAGCAGCGUCAAAUCUAUCAAAAUUACAUCAACUCUAAAGAAGUUUACCAGAUUCUCAAUGGAGACAUGCAGAUUCUCUUAGGACUAUCAACUUUGAGAAAGAUUUGCAAUCACCCUGACUUCGUUGCUGAUAGUCCCAGAAUUUUGAAGAGUGUGCCUGAUGCUGAAGUGGAGGAUCCAAAUCAGUUUGGAUAUUGGAAACGUUCUGGAAAAAUGAUAGUGGUAGAAUCCUUGCUGAAAAUAUGGCACAAGCAAGGUCACAGAGUGCUGUUUUUUACUCAGUCAAGACAGAUGAUGCAGAUACUUGAAGUCUUUGUGAGAUACAGAAACUAUUCCUACCUCAGGAUGGAUGGCACCACAGCAGUAGCUUCCAGACAGCCUCUUGUAACAAAAUACAAUGAGGACAAAUCCAUAUUUCUUUUUCUUCUAACAACUCGUGUUGGUGGCAUUGGAGUUAACUUGGUCGGUGCUGACCGGGUUAUUAUUUAUGAUCCUGACUGGAAUCCCAGUGUAGAUACACAGGCUCGGGAGCGUGCUUGGAGAAUAGGCCAAAAGAAAGAGGUGACUGUGUAUAGGCUGCUCACUGCAGGUACUAUUGAGGAGAAGAUAUACCACAGACAAAUCUUCAAGCAGUUUUUAACAAAUAGAGUGCUGAAAGACCCUAAGCAGAAUCGCUUCUUCAAAUCCAAUGACCUUUAUGAACUAUUUACUCUGAACAGCCCAGAUGUGUCUCAAGGGACAGAAACAAGUGCAAUUUUUGCAGGUACUGGUUCAGAUGUUCAAGUCCCAAAGCCACCUGAUAAGCGUGAUAUCCAUAUUGCAGAAAACAGCUCACACAAGAAGAUCAAGUCCUCCAAUUCCUAUUCCACCACGCACAUGAAAGAUUCUUCUUUUAAAGCAAUAGAGACAAAUGAGGAAACCAAGGGAAAUUUGGAAGCCUUUAACCAAAAUAGCUAUGCAAAAGAUAAUGCACAAGCUGCUACUGAUACAAAUUCACUCAAUAAAAGCAAGGAGGAAUGCUUGGAAGAUGAUGACAAAUGCCUGUCCCAGUCGAUGCCAUGCAGUGCAGGGUCUUCAGAGAAUGCCGAACGCCUGACUGCCGUGGUGGCUGGUGAAGGACAUGGAGCAGCUCCUGCGGAUGCCAGGACAGAUCUUAGCCCUACUUCUGAUACAACUGGCUCUUGGGAAAAGCAGGGUGCUAAAACUGAAGAUGGGCAAUUCGAUAAUAAUCAUUCCAAGUGUAUCUCAAAAACAAAACACAAGGUGGAUAUGCUGUCACAUGACAGCCACAAAGAUAAGUCUAAGAAGAAACAUCACAAAGAUGCCAAAUUUGAAGGAAAGCGUAUUCCUCAUCUAGUGAAACAAAAGCAAUUCAGAAGGGAGAACAGUGAAGAGCAAGACUCAAAGAAAAAUGAUGACUAUGUCUUGCAGAAACUUUUCAAAAAAUCAGGGGUACACAGUGUUAUGAAGCAUGAUGCCAUUAUGGACGCUUCCAACGCAGAUCAUGUGCUGGAGGAAGCAGAGGCAAGCAGAGUGGCCCAGGAUGCCUUGAGAGCUCUAAGACUCUCUCGUCAGCAGUGUUUAGGAGCUGCUUCUGGUGUGCCAACCUGGACAGGCACGAGUGGUCUUUCAGGUGCACCAUCAGGAAUAAAGAGCCGGUUUGGUCAAAAAAGAAACUCCAUGCUGCUUUCUUCACAUUCCACUUGUGCAUCACCUGCAAAGAAGCACAAGGAUGGAGAUACAAUAAAGAAACAAAAUAUAAAGAAGUGUAGCUCCAGUGAGCACUUCAAUGGAAAAUCUGGAGAAUCGUCAUCCAGUGCUCUGGACUCUUCAUCUUUAUUAGCUCGCAUGAGGGCAAGGAACCACCUUGUUUUACCCCAGCAGACAAGGAGUGAGGGUGAUGAGAACCAUCAGCCAGCCCCCGCCCCAGUGCAGGGUUCAACGGAGUACGACGAGCUGCUGGUGGAUCUGCGGAACUUCCUGGCGUUCCAGGCCCGCGUGGACGGCGAGGCCAGCACUCGGGAGCUGCUGCAGGAGUUCGAGUCCAAGCUGCCUGCAGAGCACUCCUGUGUCUUCAGAGAGCUGCUGCGCAACAUCUGCACCUUCCAUCGCAGCCCCAGCGGGGAAGGGGUCUGGAGGCUGAAGCCAGAGUUCCGGUGACCCCUGGUCAGUGAAGGCCCUCUCGUGUCCAGCUGACCACCAUUCUCCUCUCAAAGGAGGAACACUGUGUGACUUUGGAAGCGUUUUGUAUUCCUGAAUUAAUUAAUGCCUUGAACAGUCAGUGGUACAGGACUUGUUGCAGGCUUAAAGCUAACUUAAUUUCUGAUUUAUACUAUUUAUAUUAAAGUGCCAUCUACCUCAUAGAUGAAACAAUACAAAAUAUCAGCACCUUUUCUUAAAAAGAAAUCUUAAUAUAAAUGGGAUGAAGAACGUAUACUGACCUUUUAUUACAGUAAGAACCAUGGAUGUUGCCAUGGGUUGUAAGACUUUGAUUUCUGUGAAAUUCCAGAAAACUACUUCCUUGAUUUUGUGUUUAUUACUUGAAUGGUCAUAGGGCGCAUAGUGUGCCAUCAAAAAAGAAAAAACAAGGGGUGGGGGGAGAUGACAGCAGUUAGCAUGAGAGAUUCACUUGUACUGACAAGUGCAUCAGAAUCAUUUUAUGUAACUUCCAUCAGUAGUGAGAAUUUUGUUGUAAUGU
This is a messenger RNA of Ficedula albicollis (Collared flycatcher), 5504 nucleotides long. Its product is annotated as DNA excision repair protein ERCC-6. Gene Ontology annotation, cellular component: nucleus. Gene Ontology annotation, molecular function: ATP binding; ATP-dependent chromatin remodeler activity. Gene Ontology annotation, biological process: transcription-coupled nucleotide-excision repair. The record is from RefSeq and is a predicted model, not a curated record. The coding region runs from base 512 to 4966 and encodes 1484 amino acids. Lineage: Eukaryota; Metazoa; Chordata; Aves; Passeriformes; Muscicapidae. The transcript has 21 exons.